Molecule: messenger RNA, 3165 nt
Organism: Dioszegia hungarica
Lineage: Eukaryota; Fungi; Basidiomycota; Tremellomycetes; Tremellales; Bulleribasidiaceae
Exons: 12
Coding region: 1-3165 (1054 amino acids)
Biological process (GO): sodium ion export across plasma membrane; intracellular sodium ion homeostasis; intracellular potassium ion homeostasis
Cellular component (GO): membrane
Molecular function (GO): ATP hydrolysis activity; P-type sodium:potassium-exchanging transporter activity; ATP binding
Source: RefSeq, a predicted model, not a curated record
AUGUCUCCAGUCCACCGAUCUGACACCCAGCCCGAUCCCGAGGAGAACCGCUCCAGACCACGUCUCCCAGCGCGACAGCUCUCCCUCUCGUCCGGGCCCGCCGACAAGCCCUUCAGUCGCCGCAGUCUAUCACCUGCGCGGGAGUUGGAGCUCAGGCGUCAGCACUCCCUAGUUUUCAGCGCGGGACCGCGGCGCGCCAAUCUCGGUCCCAAGAUCAUCGGCGACUUCAGGACUAUCCACGCACACGUCGCAGACUUGGUUCAUCGUCCAGAGUCUCCUGUACACGCCGUGAAGGGCAGCAGCCACAUCAAGGAGCUAGCGGAUCUCGACUGGCAUACGCUCUCGCAGAGUGAGGUCUUGCAGCGCCUAAGUACCAGCGCGACAGAUGGACUGGACACCGGGCAGGCAAAGCGGAGAUUAGCAGCGGAUGGGCCUAACGAGAUCAAGCCACACAAAUCCAAUGUCUUCCUGAAGAUCUUCUUCUACUUCGCCGGCGGCUUUGGUAGUAUACUCAUCACCGCUUGCAUCCUAUGCUUCAUUGCCUGGAGACCCCUCGGCGAGCCUGAUCCGCCCUUGGACAAUCUCGCGCUGGCUGUCGUACUCAUUAUCGUUGUCUGCGUUCAAGCUGGCUUUAAUGCUUGGCAAGAUUGGUCGACCAGUCGAGUCAUGGCGUCCAUCACCGGUAUGCUCCCUUCCGAAGUCCUUGUCAUUCGAGAUGGGAAUGAGAUGCGUCUCGCUGCUCGAGAUCUGGUCACUGGCGAUAUUGUCUGCAUUUCCCUCGGUAACAAACUCCCGGCCGAUCUCCGCUUCAUCGCUACCUCCUCUGAUCUCAAGCUCGACCGGUCGGUCCUCACUGGCGAGUCGGAGCCGGUCGCGGGUACUCUCAAUUCCACCGACGCAAACAUGCUCGAGACCAAAAACAUCGGUCUUCAGGGCACUCUCUGCGUCGGCGGCUCCGGAAGAGGUGUGGUGAUCCAGACCGGACGUCAUACCAUCUUUGGCCGAAUCGCCAAGCUGUCAUCUACCGGUGCCCCCGUCCGCACCACUCUCCAGGCAGAGAUCGCCCGAUUUGUCCGCAUCGUCGUUGUCUUUGCUCUCUCCUUCGGUCUCAUCGUCACUGUCCUUUGGGCCGCAUGGCUGAACAAACAACACUACGGCUUCAUCACCUCCUCAGGCGCCGUGACCAAUCUGGUCGCCGUUUGCGUGGCGUUUAUACCCGAGGGAAUGCCAUCAGCCGUCACUAUCUCGCUAUCGGUCGUCGCCAGCCGCUUGGCAAAGAACAAGAUUCUCUGCAAAACCCUCAUGACCGUCGAGACGCUCGGCGCGGCCGAUAUCCUCUGCGCGGACAAGACGGGGACCCUCACCAAGAAUCAGAUGACGGUCGCUAGCGCGGCGAUCCUGAACGAAGAGAUGUCGCCGCAGGAAGCUGGGGACAGGAUUGGUCGCGGAGGAAAUGAGGGACAGGGAUGCAAGGAGCUCGCUGCGGUGGCGGGGAUAUGUAACGCUGCGGUUUUUGACGACAGCACGUCAGACCAGCCUAUCGAGUCGAGGCUCAUUGACGGCGAUGCUACUGAUUCUGCCAUCCUGCGCUGGGCCGAGUCGCUACAUCCUCUUCGCGACUGCCAGGCCGAGUGGAGCGAAGUCUUCAAUAUCGAUUUCAACUCAAAGACCAAGUUCAUGCUCAAAAUCCUCCGACCUGCUCUGGCUGACGCCCUUCCUGUCCCUAUCUCGCCCUUCGAUGAUUUCACCGCCGCCUCGCUCCUCCUCCUCUGCAUAGGCGCGCCAGACGUCCUCCUCCCGCGCUGCUCAUAUGUCAAUGACCCCAAAGGCGGUCCUCCCCUCCCCCUCACACCCGACAUCCUCAACGAGCUGUCUCGCGUACAGGACUCCUGGGCACGGAAGGGUCAGCGCGUCCUCCUCCUCGCCAAGCGUGUUCUUACGCCCGGCAUGAUUCCCGCCGGCGUCAUCUUUGAUGAUCCCGCCUUUCUCGACCUAGUCGACCAGCACCUUCAUCAGAACCUUACUGUCGUCGGAAUGGUCAGUUUCUACGAUCCUCCCCGAGAUGAUAUCCCGGAGACGGUCCGGAUCAUGCGCGGCGCCGGUAUCCGCUUCUUCAUGGUCACCGGCGACUUUGCUACCACCGCCUUGGCUAUCGCGGAGCAAUGCGGCGUCAUAUCGGAUGCUUCACGCGUACAUCGGCUCGGCGACCUGGAUCGGAAUGCUCAGAUGGGAUCUGUGGAGAAGUACGACGUCUACGCGGAGAACGAGGUGCCUAUCACGUCUCUCGUGCUGUCGGGCCCGGAUCUCCAGCAGAUGAAUGAGGCUCAGUGGGAGCAGGCGUGUCAAUACGUAGAGAUUGUCUUUGCGCGGACGAUGCCAGAGCAGAAGCUGCGAAUCGUCAAGGAAUUCCAGAGGCGGGGCGCGAUUGUAGGGAUGACUGGAGAUGGGGUGAACGAUGCACCGAGUCUCAAGGCGGCGAAUGUCGGUAUUGCGAUGGGUGGCGGGAGCGAUGUGGCGAUGGAAGCUGCGGAUCUUGUCUUGCUCGAUCCCUUCUCUUCUAUAGUCGUCGCGGUCGAAUACGGCCGCUUGACCUUCGACAAUCUCAAAAAGACCGUCCUGUACCUACUCUCCGCUGGAUGCUUCUCGGAACUCAUCCCGAUCCUACUGAGCGUCAUCCUGGGGGUUCCGCAAGCACUCUCGUCAAUCCAAAUGAUUCUCAUCUGCGUCGUCACCGAUGUCCUCCCUGCCAUCUCGAUGUGUUUCGAGAAGGCCGAGGCGGGACUGCUGCUCCGCAAGCCUAGGAAUACCAAGACGGACCGGCUGGUAGACUGGAAGCUGCUCCUACACGCGUACGUCUUCUUGGGGCUGCUGGAGAGUCUGUGCGCAGCAUCCAUGGCGUUCUGGUAUCUCAAUCGCGAGGGCUUCUUAUUCCGAGACAUUCUCGGUGUACUCUCAUAUGGCGACUUGCCCGAAUCGUACAAUCUCGACGCAUACGCCGAAGCCGUCCGCGUCGCCCAGUCCACCUACUUCUUCACCCUCGGCGUACCGGUCGAGUUCAUCUUCCUCCCUUUGGCGUUCGCUGUCGUUAUGAUCUUCCUGGAUGAGGCGCGCAAGUACCGCAUCAGGUCGAACCCGAAGGGGUUGCUCGCGAGGAUAGCUUGGUGA